AUGCCUGCCGACUACAACGGACGCUGGGAGAUGGUGAAAAACGAGAACUUUGAAGAAUACAUGAAAGUUCUGGAUAUUGACUUUGCCACCCGUAAGAUUGCCCUCCAUCUGACUCAGACCAAGGUGUUUGUCCAGGAUGGGGACAAGUUUGAGACCAAGACGCUGAGUACUUUCCGGAACUACGACCUGAACUUCACGGUUGGAGUGGAGUUUGAUGAGCACACCAAGGGCUUGGAUAACAGGGUGGUCAAGACCCUGGUGACCUGGGAUGGAGACAAGCUGGUGUGCACACAGAAGGGGGAGAAACCUGGCCGGGGCUGGAAACACUGGAUUGAGGGGGACUUGCUGCACCUGGAGCUGACCUGCGGAGAUGUGGUUUGCCACCAAGUGUUCAAGAAGAAGUAA
This is a messenger RNA of Scleropages formosus (Asian bonytongue), 405 nucleotides long. RefSeq names its product retinol-binding protein 2. The record is from RefSeq and is a predicted model, not a curated record. Lineage: Eukaryota; Metazoa; Chordata; Actinopteri; Osteoglossiformes; Osteoglossidae. The transcript has 4 exons. Bases 1 to 405 code for a protein of 134 amino acids. Gene Ontology annotation, molecular function: lipid binding.